UUGAUGGAAAACUACACCUACAACAGCUUCACACUCCAGCUGGAGGGGUUAAAUGUCUCAAAGGACUCUGUCUACCCUGUGUUUCUUUUUAUAUUUUUCUCAUACUUGUUUAUAAUUGUUGCAAAUGUUGGAAUUGCUGUUUAUGUUUUCAUAGACAAAAACAUUCACCAGCCUAUGUAUCUACUUUUUUCAAACCUUGCAGUCAAUGACAUACUUGGAAGCUCUAUCAUUUUGCCUCGUUUGCUCAUAGACAUGUUGCGUCCACCCUCUGAACGUCUCAUCAGUUAUUACGAGUGUGUGGCCCAAGCUUUCACCAUACAUAUGUUCAGUACCACUGCUCGCACUGUGCUCAUGAUUAUGGCCUUUGACAGAUAUGUGGCCAUCUGCAAUCCCCUGCGUUACGCUGCCAUAAUGACCAACAAAAUGUUGGUGAAGCUGACAGUUUCUGCCUGGGGAGUGGCCUUUGUUCUGGUCGGGAUUCUGCUCGGUCUGACCAUAAGACUGAACCGAUGCAGGACUAUGAUCAGAAGCCCUUAUUGUGACAAUGCUGGACUGUUCAAACUCUCCUGUGAGAGUGUGUUUAUCAAUAAUAUGUAUGGCCUGACUUUUACUGCAGUCCUAUACACAGGGUCUAUAGGCAGCAUGGUUCUCACCUAUACCAAGAUCACAGUAGUCUGUCUGAUAAGUAAGAACAAGUCUCUGAAUAGUAAAGCCCUGAAGACCUGCAGCACUCAUCUGGUUGUGUAUCUGAUAUUAAUUCAUUGUUGCAGUGGAAUGUGUAUCAUUAUUCUCCAUCGCUUCCCAGAAUAUGCAGAGAGCAGAAAAUUUAUUACUAUUUUGUAUGUUAUCAUCCCUAGCAGCCUGAAUCCCAUUAUUUAUGGCAUGCAGUCUAAAGAGAUACGGAAAUUUUUGUCUAACUUGUUUCAGUCCAAGAGGGUUUUAUCAUCAUAA
Molecule: messenger RNA, 951 nt
Organism: Seriola dumerili (greater amberjack)
Lineage: Eukaryota; Metazoa; Chordata; Actinopteri; Carangiformes; Carangidae
Product: olfactory receptor 146-like
Exons: 1
Coding region: 4-951 (315 amino acids)
Biological process (GO): G protein-coupled receptor signaling pathway
Cellular component (GO): membrane
Molecular function (GO): G protein-coupled receptor activity; olfactory receptor activity
Source: RefSeq, a predicted model, not a curated record